Clavispora lusitaniae ATCC 42720 is the source of this 1884-nucleotide messenger RNA. RefSeq lists its product as uncharacterized. The record is from RefSeq and is a predicted model, not a curated record. Lineage: Eukaryota; Fungi; Ascomycota; Pichiomycetes; Serinales; Metschnikowiaceae.
AUGCUGAUCAUCGUUAGUCCAACGCAGUGGUCAGACCCCAUUAGCCUGAUUCUUUCCUCGCAAAAUUCACUUGUGCCUUCGAAUUCCCAUCCAGGUAGAGAUAAUGCUACACCAGAUCGGAACAGCCCCAACUCAGGCCCAUAUCUCGUAACCCCAGCCCGGCAAACAGGGAAUCCACCUCAACAUCAACGAGGUGUCUCCAACCCUUUUAGUGUCCUCUAUGACCCUCAAUCGGUUCCUUCGCUCAAUGUGACUCCAGAUUCAGGGGAGUAUAAGUCUUUGAGCUACCUUCAUAUUGAAAAGGAGCUUCAAGCUGGACGGUCGCCGGCUAAGGCUAGUCCAGGCAAACUGAUCCCAACUGUAACUUUGAUUGACGACUCCGAGUUGAAUCGGGCUGGAUCUGUCAUCUCAAGAAAUCUGUCCACUAUGAGGCACAGAACCAUCAGGCGCCGAAAUAAGAUGAUGAAAAGGGAUAGGCACAAUCCCAGCCUGGAAUCAGUGUUUUCGUCAAGCUCUAACAAAGAAAAAGUCCCAAAAUUCAAACCAAAAGGCUCCAAAUUCAGUUUUCUAUUCCCAAUUAAAAGAAGAACGUCCUUUAAGUACACACCGAUUUCCAAACAGCACCGACGCUUCGAUUCACAGAAAGAGAUAGAUGACUUUUUCUCUCUUGACAAUAUUUUUGCUGUUGUGCGGGAAAUGCUACCUAGGACAAUGCUUACAUUCAAGUACAAGAAGAUCGCCAAAGUCAUUCCGGAGUUGCACUCACGGCCCGAGUAUUUUGAGAUAUCGAAGAACAAUAGUUUCACCAGAAUAGUGCAUCCCGAAAUUUACUCUACUGCGGCUCCACUUCAUGCCACAAAAAUCUCUCUGGCUUCAGAAAAAAGCAUAAAGCAGAGGAUCCCACCAGCAAAGAGAGCAUCUGUUUCCUCUACAAGACGUCAACUCUUCCUCAACACAGUCUAUAAAGAAUAUCGGGAGAAAGUUUUUGCAGGCAAAUACAAAGUACCACCGAGAUUCGAACUUCUCUUACCCUUCGAAGCUGGUGUCAUGAAGCCGGAAGAAAGAGAAGACAUGGACACGAAGCUUCUUCUAGAAAUAUUAUUAAGGAGAACAACAGCUGCAAAGUUAGAGUACCGGCUCCGCCAAAAUGGCUUUCUCAACCGGAGUUCUACUUCUUCAAAUAACACCAGUGAUAAUGCCCUGUCAAGCUCUUCGGAAAGCGAUCCGUUUGGCCCCAAGAAAGAUAAAAGGAACAAAUCUGGACGCUGGGGAGCAAGUGACCUGCCUUCUUACUCGGAGCCACACAGCGCAUCAUCAGUCUAUUCCAAGCCGCUUCCUUCGCCUCAAAUUAGUUCUACUUCUCGAUUUGGCAAAUCCCCUAAGACAUCACGACAUCACAUCAAUGAUGUCUCAUCAGAAAUUAAAAAGGAUUCAGAAAGUUCCAUUAGCCCUUUACACAUCAUUGGCAAAGACGCUGAAAACACACCGAAAUCUCGUUUCACUUCAUCUUCUAGAUAUUCUUCAGGCUCGUCCAAACAGCAGCUCACAUUCCCAACUCUCGGAAUAAGGUUUGACCGGUUCAUGUUUCUGUCGGAGUUGUCGGAGGCAAACAGCUUAUCGAACAUGAAUAUGUAUUCGUUACAGCCGAUGAACAGAUCUGUUGUCACGGUUUCUUCAGCGCUGACUGUUGAUUCUGUACUAAGAAAUAAGACGGAUAAAGAAGACCAUAAAGACCCUUCUCUGCCCCAUAGACCGGCGGAGGAUAUAAGAGCAUCGAACUCUACAACAAAUACCUCACUCUUUCAAAGUUUGGAUGACUUGAAUAAAAGCGUGGCUCAGUACCUUAGAGGAGAAGAAUUUGAAAGCCCUGAUGCCACGAUAUAA